CCCCUUCCAAGAUGUCUUCCAAGAGUUGGAGCCCCAUUGUUGGAUUUUACGGGAUGCUUUGCCUCUGGGCUGCCUGGCUUUCUGGCUGCGGGGCAGUGCUCUCUCCAAACGGGACGAUAUUUGAGGAUACCUGCAAGAAAACCACAACUUGCGAGGUGCUUAAAUAUAACACAUGUUUGGGAUCGCCUUUACCAUACACUCACACUUCUCUGAUCCUGGCGGAGGACUCCAGCACCCAAGAAGAGGCUUUUGAGAAGUUGACCAUGUGGUCCGGUUUGCGGAAUGCCCCUCGCUGUUGGUCGGUCAUCCAGCCUCUGCUCUGCGCCGUCUACAUGCCCAAAUGCGAAAACGGCCGAGUUGAACUGCCCAGCCAGAGCCUCUGUCUGACUACACGUAGUCCAUGUAGCAUCGUGGAUCGGGAGCGAGGCUGGCCCAGCUUUCUCAAAUGUGACAAAUUCCCUGUGGGCUGUUCGAAUGAGGUGCAAAAGCUGAAGUUCAACACAUCGGGCCAGUGUGAAGCUCCUCUGGUGAAGACGGACAUUCAGUCGAGCUGGUACAAGGACGUGGAGGGCUGUGGUAUCCAGUGUGACAAUCCUCUGUUCACUGAAGAGGAGCACAAUGACAUGCACGCCUACAUCGCUUACUUUGGAACCAUCACCCUCCUCUGCACUUUCUUUACCCUGGCCACAUUUCUUGCAGACUGGAAAAACUCCAACCGCUACCCAGCCGUCAUUCUCUUCUACAUCAACGCCUGUUUCUUUGUGGGCAGCAUCGGCUGGCUGGCCCAAUUUCUGGAUGGCGCACGUGAAGAGAUUGUUUGCAAGAGCGACAACACGAUGCGACUCGGGGAGCCCUCGUCUUCGGAAACGCUGUCAUGUGUCACCAUCUUCAUCAUCGUCUACUACUCCCUGAUGUCAGGUGUGAUUUGGUUUGUCAUGCUGACAUAUGCCUGGCACACAUCCUUCAAAGCUCUGGGCACUACUCACCAGCCACUGUCUGGUAGAACCUCUUACUUCCACAUGGUCACCUGGUCCAUCCCCUUUGUCCUCACUGUGGCCAUCCUAGCAAUCGCUGAGGUUGACGGAGACUCUGUGAGCGGGAUCUGUUUUGUGGGCUACAAGAACUACAGGUAUCGCGCUGGCUUUGUGCUUGCACCCAUUGGAGUGGUGCUUGUUGUUGGUGGCUACUUCCUCAUUCGCGGUGUUAUGACAUUAUUUUCCAUCAAAAGUAACCACCCCGGUCUCUUGAGUGAGAAAGCAGCGAGCAAAAUCAAUGAGACUAUGCUGCGACUUGGAAUAUUUGGAUUCCUUGCCUUUGGUUUUGUCUUUAUAACCUUUGGCUGCCACUUUUAUGACUUCUUCAACCAAGCUGAGUGGGAAAGAAGCUUCAGGGAUUAUGUGCUGUGUGAGGCCAACGUGACAAUCGCCUCUCAGACAAACAAGCCCAUCCCAGAAUGCACCAUUAAGAACCGCCCCAGUCUGAUGGUGGAGAAAAUUAACCUGUUUUCCAUGUUUGGGACGGGUAUCGCCAUGAGCACCUGGGUCUGGACCAAAGCCACCAUCCUCAUCUGGAAACGCACCUGGUGCAAGAUCAUCGGCCGUAGCGAUAAUGAACCGAAGAGGAUAAAGAAAAGCAAGAUGAUCGCCAAGGCAUUCGCGAUGAGGAAGGAGCUCCACAAAGAUCCAGAGAAAGAGCUGUCCUUCAGCAUGCACACCGUGUCCCACGAAGGACCAGUGGCCGGAAUCAAUUUUGACCUAAACGAGCCAUCAAAUGACAUGUCGUCAGCUUGGGCACAGCAUGUGACAAAGAUGGUGGCCAGGCGAGGUGCCAUCCUCCCACAGGACAUUUCUGUUACUCCCACUGGUACACCAGUGCCCCCUCCAGAGGAGAGGAACCGCCUGUGGAUGGUGGAGGCCGAAAUUUCACCAGAAAUGAUAAAGAGGAAAAAGAAGAAGAAGAAGAGGAAGAAGGAGGUGCGUCCGGUUGAGGAGAUGGUGGACCACCAGGUUUAUCGCCAGCGUGAGUUUGGUCGCAGCUCAGUGCCCCGUCUGCCCAAACUGCCUCCUCAUCCCAGCCUGGUUGCCAAUCUGCGGGAACAGCAGAGACAACAACAGAAGAUUGAGGAGGAAGUUCUGCCUGGGUCUUACCCAGACUUCCAACCUUCGCGCCGUCUGUCAUGCGAGGAGAAGUGUCCCUACCUGCAGUACCAGACCAGCCAGAAUGGCUAUGGCCACAGCAUGCUGUCUGACCCCCUGACCUUCAGAGAUCGUCCAGAGGAUCUGGGUCUUGGUCCGCGUUACCCUCCCUCCAAUUGGCAGCCUAGUGCGUCUUCACGCUACCCUGGAAAUAUGGAUAUCACUGAUGGAAUAUCAGAAAGAAUGGCCCACGUGGCUCGGGUACCAGCAGGCCGGAGGGCUGGUUACGGACCCAUCCACUCCAGGACCAAUUUAAUGGAGGCGGAGCUUAUGGACGCCGACUCUGACUUCUAAAAUCAUAGCUGAAAUAGACUGUUUUAAGGUGUACGUACAUAGCAAGGUAAAAAAAAAAGUGCUGGAUACUUUCGCAAAUUCUUACUAAAGAGCAGUAAAAUCCCAAUGCCUGGACGUUAAGAUGGAACAAAGCUGGUCAUUUUUUUUUUCUUAAAAAAACGCAAAGGGAUAAAAUAGAAUAAAAAGUGUUGUGUAUAAGAAAUUAUUUUUAUAUUUUAUUUGUGUCCAGUAACAUUUUAAAAGCAACUCCAGGAUGAUAAGUCAAAUAAGGCAGCUAAAACCGUACAUGGCUUGAAACAAUACAGAAACCCAGAUGUCUUUAUCCUGAAGCACCGACUCAUUCGUCCGCCUGCAUCAGCUCCAACCUGCUGGUUACAACUUCAAGCUCUGUGUGUUACGGUGGGACCCGACGCUCCGAUCGGUGCCAGUCAAGGAUGAAUUAACCAGGUUUACUUUUCCUGGGAUUAUCAAUGAAUGACUUCUUUAAAAAGAUUUCACCAAUUCUAGAAGACUAUUUUAAAAUGCCUUUUUAUUGUUGUUGCUAUAUUUAAUAUUUUUUAUUGACGUCUUAUGUCACGAGUAUUUCAUCACUCCUAGGGCAGCAGAAGCUGCAUAAUACUGUUUAUCGCAAGUCUUCUCUUGUAUUAUAUUUUAAUGUUUUGCUCUAUCUUCAAGCUACUAUAUAUCUAUUAAUUGUUUGUUCUUAUGUACAGUUGGGGUACUAACCAUUACCCACACGCCCCCUCACCCUAUAAAUACUAAUAAUUGCUAAAUGUUCGCACUUCCUGAAGAAUUUCUAAUACACACUGGGACUAAAAUGAAAUUAGAUCCACAUACGAUAACUCAUAGCUUCUUUUACACUUCAUUUUUGAUGCCUUAAAUAGUAAAGCCUUUUUUUUUUUCUUUUAUUAAA
Molecule: messenger RNA, 3402 nt
Organism: Haplochromis burtoni (Burton's mouthbrooder)
Lineage: Eukaryota; Metazoa; Chordata; Actinopteri; Cichliformes; Cichlidae
Gene: smo
Product: smoothened, frizzled class receptor
Exons: 12
Coding region: 12-2489 (825 amino acids)
Biological process (GO): positive regulation of smoothened signaling pathway; central nervous system development; smoothened signaling pathway
Cellular component (GO): dendrite; cilium; plasma membrane
Molecular function (GO): patched binding; transmembrane signaling receptor activity
Source: RefSeq, a predicted model, not a curated record